Gongylonema pulchrum is the source of this 651-nucleotide messenger RNA. NCBI's taxonomy places the organism in Eukaryota, Metazoa, Nematoda, Chromadorea, Rhabditida, Gongylonematidae. The record is from the annotation of a GenBank genome assembly.
AUGGAUUUUAUACGGCGACAACGAGCAUCGCCUUCGCACAACCCAAACACCGUGCACUGCUUGUGUGGCGCGGAUGCUGACUUAAUAAUGCUUGGUCUUGCAACUCAUGAACCAAAUUUCAAUAUUAUCCGAGAGGAAUUUGUGCCGAAUCAACAAAAACCAUGCGAUCUUUGUGGUCAGUAUGGGCACGAGCUGAACGAAUGCAGAGGAUUGGCUCGUGAUGAAGAAUCGGAAUGCCAGUCAUCUCCGUUGCAAAAGGAAACAAAUUUUAUAUUCGUACGUUUACCGGUUCUGCGCGAAUAUUUGGAGCGAGAAUUGCAAAUACCUAAUUCGCCCAUACCAUUUGAUUUGGAAAGAUCCAUCGAUGAUUGGGUUUUUAUGUGUUUUUUUGUUGGUAAUGAUUUUCUGCCUCAUUUGCCUUCACUGGAAAUUCGAGAAAAUGCUAUUGAUCGCCUCAUAAAAUUGUACAAGGACAUGGUCUAUAAAAUGAAAGGAUAUCUUACCGACUCAGGGACAGUGCAUAUUGAAAGGGCCCAAAUGAUUCUUGAUAAAUUGGGUGAAGUGGAAGAUGAAAUAUUCAAAUCGAGACAGGUCGGUUUCCCAUCCCGAAUUCUCUCCUUCAAAAUAGUCCAUAAUUCUCAUUAUUUUUAA